This is a messenger RNA of Platichthys flesus (European flounder), 2816 nucleotides long. Its product is annotated as cationic amino acid transporter 2-like. Gene Ontology annotation, molecular function: amino acid transmembrane transporter activity. The record is from RefSeq and is a predicted model, not a curated record. The coding region runs from base 268 to 2106 and encodes 612 amino acids. Gene Ontology annotation, cellular component: plasma membrane. Gene Ontology annotation, biological process: transmembrane transport; amino acid transport. The transcript is spliced from 12 exons. NCBI's taxonomy places the organism in Eukaryota, Metazoa, Chordata, Actinopteri, Pleuronectiformes, Pleuronectidae.
GUGAAAAGUCAAGGCAUCAGCACUAUCAUAUCAGAGGGGUUAUAAAGAAGGACACGUAUAAAAGAAUAUUGGGAUUUAUUGGAGAUACGAAUCCUAUUAUUUAUUCUCUUCCAAGCACACCUGUGAGGCAGGGGACCACACAGAGGAGCUCUUCCUUCCACUCACUCUGUCAACAAAAGCGACCCUCGCUCCCACCUGUCUCGUCCUCCACAGUGUGAUUCCCAACAUCUUUCACACCAGAUAUAAACCCCCCUCCACUAUAGGAGCAUGCCGUGCGGCUGGGUGAAGUCCGUUCUGGUGAGCCUGUCCCAGAGAAAGCCCCUGGAGCCCGAGGGAGAGCAGUCCACUUUUGACCGAUGCCUGACCACCCUGGACUUGGUGGCCCUCGGUGUGGGCAGCACCCUGGGGGCCGGGGUCUACGUCCUGUCUGGAGAGGUGGCCAGAGACACCGCUGGGCCCAGCAUCAUCAUUUCGUUCUUCAUCGCCGCUGUGGCCUCUAUAUUUGCCGGACUGUGCUAUGCAGAGUUUGGCGCCCGGGUUCCCAAAACAGGCUCAGCGUACCUCUAUAGCUAUGUGACAGUGGGAGAACUGCUGGCUUUCAUCACCGGCUGGAAUCUCUUACUCUCCUACGUCAUCGGGACAUCCAGUGUUGCACUGGCAUGGAGCGGGACAUUUGAUGACCUCAUAGGGGGCGUCAUAUCAAAAUUCUUGGAGGCAAAUGCAGCCAUUGGCCUUCCUGGCCUGGCACCUUACCCAGAUGCCUUUGCUGCAGCUCUCGUCUUGCUACUCUCAGGUGUUUUGGCCUUUGGAGUGAAAGAGUCAACGACAAUCAACAAGAUCUUCACAGCAAUCAACAUCCUGGUUCUGCUGUUUGUGAUCAUCGCUGGAUUCAUCAAGGGAGACAUCUCCAACUGGCAGAUCACUCAAGAGGCUCUGAUAAAUGCCACUGCAGAACUCGACAACCUGAACUCCACUGCUGGAGUAACAAGUGUAUUUGGAGACGGUGGAUUUUUCCCUUAUGGCCUUUCUGGAACCUUGGCUGGAGCUGCAACCUGCUUCUACGCCUUUGUUGGAUUUGACUGCAUCGCUACCACAGGUGAGGAGGUGAAGAACCCUCAGAAGUCCAUCCCUAUUGGCAUCGUGGCCUCACUGCUCAUCUGUUUCGUGGCCUACUUUGCUGUGUCCGCUGCGCUCACCCUGAUGAUGCCCUACUACCUGCUCAGUGAGAAGAGCCCUCUGCCUGUGGCCUUCGAGUAUGUCGGCUGGGCUCCCGCCAAAUAUGUCGUGGCAGUGGGAUCCCUCUGUGCCCUGUCCACCAGUCUGCUAGGAUCCAUGUUCCCAAUGCCCAGGGUGCUUUUUGCAAUGGCGAGAGACGGCCUGCUUUUCCGGCCCCUGACCAAAGUCACGGCCAAAGGCAGCCCCGCCAUAGCUACGAUAUCAUCUGGAAUUGUGGCAGCCAUCAUGGCUCUGCUCUUUGACCUGGAGGCCUUGGUGGACUUGAUGUCCAUCGGGACACUGUUUGCCUACACCCUCGUGGCUAUAUGCAUUUUAAUACUGAGGUACCAGCCAAGUCCAUCUGAAGAAACAGACCUGCAGGUCAAAGAGUCGAACACUAGCUUCCUGAGGCCUCCAUCACUUCCUAACUCCUCCACUGGACGAACAGUCACUUACAUGACCGUUACCGCAGUUGCGUGUGUGAUUGGACUGUGCGUCACCCUGUCUCUGGGCCUUGGUGCUCUGUCCCGUGUGGAGCCAUGGAGUGUGGCGCUUGUUUGCAUCCUCGGCGUCAGCGUGCUGCUCCUCUUAUUCUUCAUCUGGAGGCACCCACAGAAUCCAACCAAGGCAUCUUUUAUGGUCCCACUCCUUCCUGCUCUGCCGAUAGUGAGCACAUUCAUCAAUGUCUACCUGAUGGUGCAGUUGGGUGCAGACACCUGGUUAAGAUAUGCCAUAUGGAUGUUAGUGGGGUUAGUCAUCUACUUCGGCUACGGGAUUCGUAACAGCGUUCAGAAGAAGCGUCUCUCGGGCCGCCAGGUGAAUAUUGAAACGGUCAGCGGCGUAGAAGACAGUUCAUUCAACCCAAACGUCAUUAAAGAAGAGAAAUUCUGAGCCUGUGUGGAGCCAAGAGAGUCUGACUCAGAUGUUACAGUGAGUAACUGGGCUUAAAGUUUGUAAAUAUGAUCUGCUGCUGCUGACCUGUUUCUGCAGUGUUCAGUGUGAGGGGGACAGGGUGACAGGUGUACAGUGUUCAAGGAUGAAAAAGCAAAUCUGCUAAAUUUGAGUGCGCACACACUUUCAUAUAUGUAGAUGGCGUUUGUAAUAUAUGUGAUAUUUUCAGACCUUUGAUUCAUUCAAGGGGGGAAUUGGGCUACGCGUGCAUGAGUCAUUACAGAUCUGGAGGCACAGAUUUGAGAAAAUUAAACCUCUCUGCACAUUUACAUUUAUCACAUUUACCUGUAUGGGUAUCCUGUAUCAGCUUCACAGCCAUGUAAACCUACCCCCAUGUUUUAAAAUGGCUCAGAGUAUUUCAUAACAUAUAAUCAACACGUUUACACUUUUCAUAUCAAUUGUAAAUGAUAAAUGGGCAUUUCAAGUUUAUACAAUCGUAAUAAUGAUUAUAAAUGUGUUUUUUUUUACAUAUAAAUUCAUACCAUGAGACUGAUGACGUCCUAUUUGUGAAAUGUAAUAUUUUGUUAGUUUAAAUGUUCGCUUCAUUAAUUACGUAUUGUUUCAAAGUGUAAAUAUGAAAAUUGCUUGUUUUUGUAAUUAUUUGUUAUAAAUGUAUUCCUUAAUUAAAAUUGAAAUAAUCCAACCUUUAA